CUUAAAUGUAGGUACUUAAUCAUGUCCAAUUUUACAUAGCUACCUACAUGUACGUACACCAUUCCUUUUAAGUGAGUUCGACGUUUCAACAUGAAUAAUCCGUGGAAGCUGAUAUUUGUUAUUUUAUUUAUAUGUCAAGAAAUUACCGCGGCUCAGCCAUCGAACAACAAUUCCACAAAAUACGAUCUUACUAAUGUUUUAAACGAUGCGAUAUUAAGACUAUUCAAAGGUAGUGAUUUUUUUGAAAAAUUGGAAUCACAGAGACUCAUAAACCACUUAAUAUAUCGAAACAACGUAUACAAAAUUAACAAUUAUACCCAAAAACUACGACCAUAUGGAAAUACAAUUAAUAUAAGAAGAAAGUGUCGUUACGGAUCAUCAUCUUCAUUUUCGCGGAAUACAACUCAUCACUGGGAAUUUGCAAAAAAUACAUUCCAUAUGUUUUAUGGUGAGCUGAAUACCUAUAUAGUAGGACACGCCCAAGUAGAAGAACCAUGUUCUUAUUGGAAUUGCAGUUUCACAACCGCAUUUGCGGUAGACCACGACUACAAGAAUUUCUCGAUUAUCGCGACCAAAAUGUCAGCAAACUCGAGUUACAAUGAAAAUAUCUUUAUCAAUACAUCGUAUGAUCACUUGGAAAACGUUCGCGGUAUCAUACUAAUAGAUCACUCUAAACUAUCUUACAAACAACAUCUCAAGUUGAUAUACAUAAUUGGCUUGGAAUUACCAUCCAUAAUGCGCUACUUUUCCAUCGAUGAUGGCAAUUUCAAGCCACUAUUGGGCGAAGUAUUCAACCUACACCCUAAGCAGUACGUCAUUUCAGCCCGUCCUGAUUUUUCGACCAAUGAACAGCGCUACUAUUACCUCCUGCCAGACGUUCCUCUCAUACUCAUGAGUUUUAAAAAUAUCACCGUAAGAGGACUAUCAAAUUUCGAAUCGUACGUGAACCAAAAAGUAUCCAACGAUCUUGUUUACACCCUACACGUGAAGAAUGUAGGAGGAAGCAUGACUUUAGAAUCCAUAUUCGAACAUUUACCACAUCUUCAAUUGAAUUUCUUCAUUCGUGAUUUUUCAAUAUCGUUUGUUCCGAAAAACGACGAAUUUCGCGUGGAGGCGCAGAACUAUUCCAUCGUCGAAGACACUCCUCAGUCCACUACGUUGAUAUCAUCGUGGGUGCUGGAAUAUUCAACACGUAUCAUUCAGUUUAUUGAAUCAGCAAUGGCAGAUUCAUUAAUGCCCUCGAAAAAAGAUAAAGAAAAGUCAAGUUCAUUACCAUCCGACUUCUCACAAAUAGAAACUUCGUUCGUGGAACUUGUGAAAAAAUCUCACCCUCGGACAAGAUAAUUCCAAACCUGUUAAAUUACAUUACAGACAUGGAUCGAUCAGAAUAAUUUCCCCAAGUACAAGAUUGGAGAGGAGAAAUCUACACAGCGAAGAACCAAAGAAAAACUGCCCCAAAUAUCCUAUCGUUGAAUUAGAAGACAUAAUUCCAGAAGAAGUGUUUAGCUCAUCAACAUGAAUGUUCGAGGGAAAUGGAAAAUCAAAAAUGUCUAAAUAUUAUAACGUUAUUGAAUGUACAAUCAAAAUAAAACGUCACCUACCAAACACAGUUAGAUGGUGUAAAAAAUUGGGUCUUCAACAGAUUACUACCUCUCUCGCCUCUCUCCGAAAAACAUAUUUCAUUCGUCAAUUUAUUUCGAAACGAAAUUAUACGUUAAUAGAAACGGAUGAUUAAGAAGAUAACAUCAAAUUUAAAUUUCGAAACACGAAUUUUAAAUUAAACAAUACGGACGAUGAGUAAACAUAUCACAAGUAGACCAUCUCUCAAAUGGUAAGUGAGUUCAACGUUUCAACAUGAAUAAUAAUCUGUGGACUAAGAAGCUAGUCGUACUUGUCAUUUUAUUUAUAUGCGAAGAUUCGAUUAUCCCCGUAGCUCAGUCAUCGAGCAAUGAUUCCACGAAAUACGAUCUCACUAAUGUUUUAAACGAGGCGAUAUUAAAACUACUCAAAAGUACUGAUUUAGUUGAAAAAUUGGAAUCGCAUAUAAUCAUAGAAGACUUAAAAUAUUACGACGGUAUUUACCAAAUAAAUAAUACCGCAAAACUUCGACCGUUUGGAAAUACCAUCAACAUAAACUAUAUGUAUACUCAUACUUGCGGAUUAACAGUGGGCAUACGUUUCCUCAUGAACAGAAACCCACCAAAUACAGUUCGUUGGAAUUUUUCUAAAAAUAAAUUGCGUCUAUUCUAUGAUGAGCUGAGGUACUGGUUAGUGGGAGAUGUCCUCAUAGAUGAUCCGUUAUCGUAUUGGAAUUACCAUCCAUGGGAAAGCAAAUUUAAAGUGAACAACCUAGAAUAUAAUAAUUUAUCGAUUAUCGCAACGAAGCCACCGGAAGAUCAAAAGGACGAUAAAAAUAUAUCUAUCAAUAUGUCGUAUGUUCGUUUCAAAAACCUUGGAGAUAUCAAACUCAAAAAGCAUCCUAAACUAUCUUACAAACAACAACUCAAGUUGAUGUAUAUAAUUGGCUUGGAAUUACCAUCCAUGAUGCGCGGUUUAUUCUUCGAUGAUGGCGAUUUCAAUGUACUACUGGGUAAAAUAUUCAACCUGCACCCUAACCAGUACAUCAUUUCAGCCUGUCCCGAUUUUUUGACAAACGAACAGCGCUACUAUUACCUCCUACCAGACAUUUCUUUCGUGUACAUCUGUUUCAAAAAUAUCACCAUCAGAGGACUCUCGAAUUUCGAAUCAUUCGUGAACAAUCAAUCGUGGAGUAGACGAUAUUCAUCCUACGAUUUCGUUUACACCCUACAUAUAAAGAAUGUACGAGGAAACAUGACUUUAGAUCCCGGAUUUGAACAUGUACCCCAUUUUCAACUGAAUUUCUUCAUCGGUAAUCUUGGCAUAUCGUUUGUCCCGGAAAAAGGUAAAUUUCGCGUGGAAGCCCAAGACUAUAACUGUAUCGUCGAAGACACUCUCCAGCCCUCCAUGCUGAUAUCAUCUUGGUUGCCGAAAUAUUCAACAAGUAUUAUUCAGCUCAUCGAAUCAGCAUUGACAGAUUCGUUGAUGCCAUCGAAAAAAGAUAAAGAAAAUUCAACUUCAUUAUCAUCCGACUUCGCAGAAAUAGAAACUUCGUUCGUGGAACUUUUAAAAAAUUCUCACCCUCGGACAAGAUGAUUCCAAACCUCGUAAAUUACGCUACAGACAUGGAAUCGAACAAGCAGACACUAAAACAGUAAAAACGAGCAUACGACUAACAAAUUAUAAGCAAACAUACAGUUUUUAGUGAAAUGAUUUAUUUUAUUUGCAAAAUUAUUUUCUGUUGAAUUAAUCAAAAUAAAGCAUUACAAUAAAGGGGUGUACUAACAGAUUACUACAGGGUGUUCCAGAAUAACCUUUCACAUUUUGGUAACCACUGAUCUGUGUUCAAGUGGAGCUAGGGGAAUGGUAAAGGCGGUUCUAGGUAGCCAAAGCAUGCCGAAUUAUGUUUCAAUAGUUAUUUUUUGCCCUGGAGAAGUAGAUGGCUGUACAGUGUGCUUUUACUGUGAAGGCCUUUUUUAAAAAUAAAGGUUCCUGUAACUCUUUACUCCUUACUCAUCAGUAACGAAGCUCAUUUUUAUCUAAAUGGUGAAGUGAAUAAUUGGAAUGUGCGCUUCUAGUGUACAAAGAAUCAGUUGAUAAUACUUGAGAAACAUCUAAACCUCCGCCAAGUUGACUGUUUGGUUGGGCGUGGCUAAAUUCGGUAUAGUGGGACCAUGUGUGUUUAACGAAACAGUAACGGUGAGGGGUAAGGCAAAAUGUUAAACGAGUUUCUUGUUCCAAACUAAAAGACAGACGCGAUGUAAUAGAGUUACUUACUUCCUUCCAACAUGUUGGAACUACCAGGGAUGUACACAUAUGUUUAGCGCGUGAGCACUUCGGUCAUCAAAUAAUUUUGUUAUGGUCGACGUGUUGAACCAGAAAUUUAAUGGCCACCUUGAUCCCCUGACUUUUCAGCCUGCGAUUUUUUUUUAUGGAGUUAUUCCAAGUCAAAAGUGUAUUGAGAUAAAUCUAGGACUCUGAAACAGCUUCUAGGUUCAUGAGUCGCAACUGAUUGGAAGAGAAGUGUUCAAUAAUUUGAAAAAAUGUUUGGUUGAAUGUGUGAAAAAUGAAGGAAAAUAUCUCGAUGGAAAAAUUUUUAAAACUUCAUUUUUAAUGAAAACUCAAAUAUACGGUCUAAAAACGGCAUAUUUCUACUUCAUUUUGGUUGUAAAAGAAUUUUUGUAAACAUUUUUCUCUCAGAGUAAUAAAAAAAACAAAUGUGAAAGGUUAUUCUGGAACACCCUGUACUUCUCUCACCUCUCUGCGAAAAAUAUAUCCCACAAAAAAAUCUUUGAAAAAGAAUUCCUACCCCCGCCCGCCCACUUCAGGAAUAUUCAUCCAUUAAGGAAAUAAAAAAAUUGAAUAACUUGAAUAUUAUCAAAACAUAUUAUUUGAAAAAAAUUAAAAAUUUCAGAUUUCGUUUGUCAUUUUAUUUCGAAACGAAAUUAUACUUAUCUACGUACUUUAUUACAGACGGAUAAUUAAAAUGAUAACAUCGAAUUAAAUUUCCAGAUAUGAAUCUUCAAUUAAAUAAUGCAGACGAUGAGUUAUACCUACUUAAGUAAGUACAUAAUACUAUUCCUCAAAGUGAGCUCGACGUUUGAACAUGAAUCAUCUGCGGAUGUGGAAGCUAAUCGUACUUGUCAUUUUAUUUAUAUGCGAAGGUACAAUUAUUCCCGUAGCUCAGUCAUCGAGUAAUGAUUCCACAGAAUACGAUCUUACUAAUGUUUUAAACGAGGCGAUAUUGAAAAUACUCAACAGCAGUGAUUUAGUUAGAGAAUUGACAUCGCAAAUAUUAAUUUCGCCCGAAAUAAGGGAUUACGGCAGUAUUUACAAAAUAGAUAAUACCGCAAAACUUCGACUAUUUGGAAAUACCAUCAACUUGGAAGAAAUAUCUACACACGGACUAGGAAUAACUCAAUACUCACCAGAUACGAUUCUUUGGGAAUUUUCUAAAAAUAAUUUCCAUAUGUUAUAUGCUGAGCUGAGAUACUGGUUAGUGGGAGGUGUCGUGAUAGAUGAAUCGUAUUCGGAUUGGAUUGAUGAUCACAGGGGAAGCGCAUUUGGCUUAAAAUUCCACGAAUAUACGAAUUUAUCGAUUAUCGCAACAAAGCUGCCGGAAAAUCGAGAGGACGAUAAAAAUAUCAUCAUCAAUAUAUCGUAUGAUCGUUUGAAAAACCUUCGAGGCAUCGAACUGGAAAAACAUCCUAAACUAUCUUACAAACAACAUCUCAAAUUGAUAUACAUAAUUGGUUUGGAAUUACCGUACAUAAUGCGCAAUUUUUUCAUGAAUGGCGGCAAUUUCAGCGCACUACUGGGCAAAAUAUUCAACCUGAACCCGAAACAGCAUAUUAUUACAGCUUGUCCCGAUUUUCUAACGAACGAACAGCGCUACUAUUACCUCUUACCAGACAUUUUUUUGGAGCACAUGAGUUUCAAAAAUAUCACCAUAAGAGGACUAUCGAAUUUCGAACUGUACACGAAUGAUAAAUCGUGGAGUCGUCGAUUGAGUAAUUCAUCCAACGACCUCGUUUACACUCUACAUGUGAAGGAUGUACGAGGAGACAUGAGUUUGGAUCACAGAUUUGAACAUUUACAUUUACCACGUUUUCAACUGAAUAUCAUCAUCCGUAAUCUUUACAUAUCGUUUGUUCCAAAAACCGACGAAUUUCGGGUGGAAGCCCAAGACUAUUCUCACGUCGAUGACAGUCUCCUGCCCUCCACGUUGGUAUCAGUCUGGUUUCCAAAAUAUUCAACGAGUAUUAUCCAGCUGAUCGAAUCAGCAUUGAUAGAUUCAUUGAUGCCGUCAAAAAAAGAAAAAUCAAUUCCAAUGACACGUCAACUGGCCAAAAUGGAAGCUUCGUUCGUGAAAAUUUCGCUACGUAACAAGACGAUUCAGAAUCAUACUGGGUACCAAGAACAUGCGAGGUCUAAAUGUGGCAAAACAUUGUGCAAUGCACCUGAACAGAGCGCGGUUUUAAAAUAAAUAUCGUACCUAGCUUCGAGUGAAUGGCAAGAAAAAAGUCGUCAAUUUUCACUAAAUUCAACACAGACCUUCAUUUUGAAUUGAAAGUCACUCAGAAAAAUUUUUAUAGCACUGGAGAUGCUCCUGGAGGGGAGGCAUGGAUCCUCAAAAAAGGGACAUUUUCGUUCCUCUCUUUGGGGCCUGGAUUUUUGUUUUCUUCCCUUUUUUUAUACAAAGGUAUUUCUUCCACCAAGUUUUCAUUUUAGCUGAUCAGCUUGGGAAAUGUCAGAUAUUUCAACAGAAAUCCAAGAUUAUCAGGGUUCCCCUUCUUCGCCCCUCCCCGCAUUUCAUCCCGAUAAUAAUUAUAUCUACUUACGUCAAUUUAUUUCGAAACGAAGUUACUUCAAUAAAAACGAUGAUCAACAAGAUAACGUAUUAAAUUUUAUAACAUGAAUAUAUUAAAUUCGACCCAACUCCGUUCGUUCAAGUAAAAGUUCGACGUUGCAACAUGACUAAUCUGUGGAAGCUCGCAUUUGCCAUUUUAUUUGUAUGCAAAGAAAUCACUCCAGUGCACUUAUUGGAUAACACUCAUACAAAAUACGAUCUUACUGAUGUCAUAAACGAUGCGAUAUUUAGAUUACUACUGAUAAGCAACAAUUUGGUUGAAAAUUUGGAGCCGUUAAUAAAAUCAGAAAGCGGAACAAUUUACCUCGGCGUUGACAAAAUUAACAACACGCGAAAACUUCGAUCAUUUGGAAAGACAAUCGAGAUAAAAAGUAGGUGGUUACUUUACGGACCAGGUCGUUCACAUUGUACAAUUCGUUGGGAAUUUUCUAAAAAUGCAAUGAAUAUUCUCUGUUAUGAGCGAUACUACUGGAUACAAGGACACGUCCAAGUAGAAGAAUCAUAUUCGUUUCGGAAUUUCCAUAAACGUGACAGCGAAUUUAGUGCAUCACGCUACGUAUUCAAGAAUUUAUCGAUUAGCGCAACAAAACGGUCAGAAAACCAAACUGAAGACAGUGAUAUUUUUGUCAACAUAUCGUACGAUGAUUUGAAAAACCGCAAUGGUAUCCAACUCGAAAAGCAUCGUAAAUUAUCGUACGAACAACAUCUCAAGUUGAUAUACACACUUAGCUUGGAAUUACCAUCUAUAAUGCGCAAUUUUUUCACCAAUGGUGGCAAUUUCAGCGCACGAUUGAACAAAAUGUUCAACUUACACCCAAAACAAUACAUCAUUUCAGCCUGUCCCGAUUUUUUGACCAACGAACAACGUUACUAUUACCUCAUACCGGAUAUUCCUUUCGUGCGCAUGAGUUUCAAAAACAUCGCCAUCAGAGGACUAUCGAACUUCGAAUCGUACUCGUACGCGAACGAUCAACUUCAAUCAUCCGAUUUUAUUCCCAUCGUACAUGUGAAGAAUGUUGGAGGAAACAUGACUUUAGAUCCUGGAUUUGGACAUUCGUCUCGUUUACAACUGAAAUUCACUAUCCGUAAUCUUUACAUAUCGUUUGUUCCGAAAAAUGAUCAAUUCCAAGUGAAGGCGCAGGACUAUUCCAUCGUCGAAGACACUCCCCAGCCAACCACACUGAUAACUUCGUGGUUAUCGCAUUAUUCAACUAAUAUUAUUCAGCUUAUCGAAUCAGCGAUGAAAGAUUUAAUAAUGCCAGAAAGAAAAGAUAAAGAAAAACCAAUUUCAUCAUUACCGCUCUUCGCAGAAAUAGAAACUUCGUUCUUGGAAUUUUUUGAGUAAAUCUACAUUCAGACAAGAUGAUUCUGAACGUCGGAGCGAGACAACAGACGCAUAGAUAAAGGACAUGAAAUCGAUUAAGUAUAGAGAAAUUUCCUCGAGUACAAUAUUGAAGAAAGUAAACAUUUUUUUGAAUGUUUGAGGGAAAUGGAAAAUCAAUGUCGAAACAAAACAUUAAUAAAUGUAGAAUCAAAAUAAAAUAUUACAAAACAAGAUACCUACAUUAUAAUGUAAUGUACCACAAAUAAAUUACCUAUUUCACACGA
Planococcus citri (citrus mealybug) is the source of this 8056-nucleotide messenger RNA. RefSeq lists its product as uncharacterized. The transcript has 19 exons. Bases 91 to 1344 code for a protein of 417 amino acids. The record is from RefSeq and is a predicted model, not a curated record. Lineage: Eukaryota; Metazoa; Arthropoda; Insecta; Hemiptera; Pseudococcidae.